AUGCGUUCUGCGAUUCUUCUCGGAGGCUUAGCCUCAAUUGCUUUUGCCUGCGAUAACCCAGAUAAUGAUGCGUGCGCUAACGCUUUCACCGUUUCUUCUGCCGUGGCUAGACCUUUCUGUGCUACUUAUACUCAAAGUGCAAAUACGGUCUCCACAGGUCUCCCUGCCUUUGCUACAGCAUGUGCAAGCAAGCCAAAGAAAUUGUCUAGUGCAUGCAGCUGCCUUCAAGUAGCAACCACCUUGGCCACAGUUGCUAAAAGUUCAAGUGUCGUGGCUGUCUCUUCAGUUGCUUCCAGCUCCGCAGCAGCAGCUCCAAUCGCCAGCUCAACACAUGCUCGAAGCUCCUACGUCAAAUCUGUGACCUCUUCGGUCACCGCCCAAGCACACCAGGCCACAUCUGGUGUUGUGGCUAGUACUUCAGUCGCAUCCUAUUCAUCUGCCACAGGUGCGGCGAGCGCGGUCAUUACACCUGCACCAGCUGCCCCAGCUGGAUGUACAGCAACAGCUUACGAUGAUAUUGCGGAUAUCAUUGCUUCAUGCACAAACAUUGUAUUGGACAACAUUUCCGCCCCAGCAAGCUCCACCAUCGACCUUCAAAAACUUCAAGACGGAACUACGGUCACAUUCUCCGGAACUACUAGUUUUGGAACCACGUCCGAUUCUGACUUUGAUCCAAUCGUUGUAAAGGGUACAGAUAUCACCAUUACUGGAGCGGAAGGACACAUCAUUGACGGAAACGGAGCUGCAUACUGGGAUGGAGAGGGAUCUAACGGAGGAGUCGACAAGCCUGAUCAUUUCUUUGUUGUAAAGGACGUCGUCAAUGGUGUUAUUUCCAACCUCAACAUCCAAAACUGGCCUACUCACUGUUUCUAUAUCUCGGGUACCCAAGGUCUCACGGUCUCCGAUCUCACCCUCGACAACUCUGCUGGAGAUGCUUCUAAUUCGCUAUCUGGUAGUAAGGCAGCGGCCCACAACAGUGAUGGUUUCGAUAUCUCUGGAUCCGACUCAGUAACCCUCCAAAACAUCGUCGUCAAGAACCAAGAUGAUUGCGUAGCUGUCACAUCUGGUUCCAACAUCCUCGUAACAGGAAUGACCUGUUCGGGUGGCCACGGUCUCUCCAUUGGAUCCAUUGGUGGAAAGUCGAACAACACAGUCUCUGGAGUUACAUUUUCCGAUUCAACCAUUACAAACAGUCAAAAUGGAUGCCGCAUCAAGUCCAACGCUGAUACGACCGGAACGAUCGAGAACAUCUCAUACUCGAACAUCAAGAUGUCCAACAUCACCGAUUAUGGUAUUGACAUCCAACAAGAUUACCUGAACGGUGGAUCGACCGGCGAACCAACCAACGGAGUGACAAUCUCGGGUGUCUCCUUCAGCAGCGUGACGGGUACGACCAGUGGUAAGAAUGCGUACGAUUAUUAUAUUCUAUGUGGAAGUGAUUCGUGCUCCGAUUUCACAUUCACCGAUGUUAGCAUUUCGGGAGGCGGCGAGACUUCAAGCUGUAACUAUCCUUCUGCUGGGUGCCCAUCAUAA
Sclerotinia borealis F-4128 is the source of this 1533-nucleotide messenger RNA. Lineage: Eukaryota; Fungi; Ascomycota; Leotiomycetes; Helotiales; Sclerotiniaceae. The record is from the annotation of a GenBank genome assembly.